GCCCCUCGAGGGGAACGAGGGCUAAGAGGCAGCUUUCGGAACUGGUUUGCGUCAACCUGAGCACCGAUGGAAUGCGUAGGACCGCCGGCGUCGCCAGCUGAAGUCUGGGAAAGGGAGUUCCCCUCUUGGCAAAAAGGCCCCUUUCUAAGCUGCUUUCUCUCCUUUUCCACUCCAACUCUCCCUUUACAAUUGCCGCGCUCUAGACGGCUGGCUAAGGAACGCAUUAAAGCCAACCUACUAACUAGUAAGUGAACCCCUCGCAGCAGGAGUAUUUGCAUCGAAAAACGAGGAAUUUGUUAAUUUAAACAAAUGUCCCGUGGGUAGACUGUGCAGGGGAAGGUGCCGAAAAGAUUUUCGACUUUGGUCUGCACAACCCACCCCCCCAGGUACCCUCCGAAGAGCGGGAACUGGCUCUGGCCCGCAGAGACAGGCCGCCGUCCCCGGCACUCGGCACCCGGCACCGCCCAGGGGAGCGGGGAGUGGAGGGGCUGCCCUCAGAGAAGGCCACCGGGGAGGGCUCCAGUUCUCUUACUGGACUUGGAGUCGGAUUUUGGAGUUGUCCGUCUAGAUUUCCAAGUCACACGGGACCACUCACACUCCCCUCGACUCCAGUUUCCCAUUUUUGCUUGCUCUCUGUAUCCGGAAGCGAGUUGAACUAGCUAACACAAAGGUGCAGAUUCCGAACGUCAUUGUGAUCGGGCAGGGAAACCGGGUGGAGACUUGGGGGCACUUUGUUUCUCCUCCACUCCCUCCCCUAUACCCACCCCGUGCUGCUAGGGCCUCGGGGUAGCCGGGGUCAGCCAGACUCGUCCGGGAGAGGCUUCCGCGCUGGCCCCCUCUCCAUAGUCAGGUCAGGAGCGGAUAUCCUCGAGGGUCCCUCGAGGCUGGGCCCGGAGCGACAGAGACGGGGGUCUCCGGGCGGGUCCCUGUGAAGGACCUCAUAGGAUGCGCGGGGUGGGCAAGACGGAAGUUCGAGGGCGCGCCGGGCAGAGGGUCACCUCGCCCCUACCUUCCAAGUUCGCCCCGUGAGCUGGCGGGAUGUGGCCAGACGGCGAGGAGGGGGCGGGAAGACGAAGGCGCAGCUCGCCGGCCCCCACCCAUCCUGCCCUCCUCGUCUCCCCUGCCGGGGCAGAGCCGCGGCAGAGGAGGGAGGCGUGGACCUGGUCGGCGGUCCCGGGCAGCAGUCGGCGCCCGCGGGCCCUGGGUCGCGCCCAAGGCCAGGCUCCCCCGCCCGGCUGCCGCCGGGCCUCGCCCCCGCCGCGCGCGCCCCACCCGCCUCCCCCGUUGCCGUGGCAACCCGGGAGCCUCCAGGCGCGCGCCGGGGCGCCUGCUGGAGCUCUUGGCAGCGGCGGCGGCAGCGGCAGCUCCGGCUCCAGCUAAGCGCGCUGCGACCCUGCUCCGGAGACCGCUCGUCGCCCCCCGCCCGGCUCCGGGCCCCCAGCGUGGUCCCCGACCCGGCCCCAGAGCCUGGCUGGCUGCCGGCCCCCAUGGAGCUGCUGGCCGCAGCCUUCAGCGCCGCCUGCGCCGUGGACCACGACAGCUCCACCUCGGAGAGCGACGCGCGCGACUCAGCGGCGGGACACCUCCCUGGCAGCGAGUCGUCCUCCACCCUGGGAAAUGAGGCCACACCCGAGGAGUGCCCGGCCCUCGACAGCCCCACCACGCUCACCGAGGCCCUGCAGAUGAUCCACCCCAUUCCCUCCGACUCCUGGAGGAACCUCAUCGAACAAAUAGGGCUCCUGUAUCAGGAAUACCGAGAUAAAUCAACUCUCCAGGAAAUUGAAACCAGGAGGCAACAGGACGCAGAAAUCCAAGACAAUGCUGAUGGGUCCCCGGCCAGUGCGGAGACCCCGGAGGAGGAUGAAGGGGAAGAGGAGGAGCCUGCAAGCCCACCGGAGAGGAAGGCUGUGCCCCAGAUAUGCCUGCUCAGUAACCCGCACUCGAGAUUCAACCUGUGGCAGGAUCUCCCGGAGAUUCGGAGCAGUGGGGUGCUGGACAUCCUCCAGCCGGAGGAGAUCAGGCUGCAGGAGGCCAUGUUCGAGCUGGUGACUUCCGAGGCCUCCUACUACAAAAGCCUGAACCUGCUUGUGUCCCACUUCAUGGAGAACGAGCGCCUGAAGAAGAUCCUGCACCCGUCCGAGGCACACAUCCUCUUCUCCAACGUGCUGGACGUCAUGGCCGUCAGUGAGCGGUUUCUCUUGGAGCUGGAGCGCAGGAUGGAGGAGAACAUCGUCAUCUCAGACGUGUGCGACAUCGUGUACCUCUACGCCGCCGACCACUUCUCCGUCUACAUCACCUACGUCAGCAACCAGACCUACCAGGAGAGGACCUACAAGCAGCUGCUCCAGGAGAAGGCAGCCUUUCGGGAGCUGAUCACGCAGCUGGAGCUGGACCCCAAGUGCAGGGGGCUGCCCCUCUCCUCCUUCCUCAUCCUGCCUUUCCAGAGGAUCACGCGCCUCAAGCUUUUGGUCCAGAACAUCCUGAAGAGGGUGGAAGAGAGGUCUGAGCGGGAAGGCACUGCCUUGGGUGCGCACAAGGAACUGGAGCUGGUGGUGAAAGCAUGCAAUGAGGGCGUCAGGAAAAUGAGCCGCACGGAGCAAAUGAUUAGCAUUCAGAAGAAGAUGGAGUUUAAGAUCAAGUCGGUGCCCAUCAUCUCCCACUCCCGCUGGCUGCUGAAGCAGGGCGAGCUGCAGCAGAUGUCAGGCCCCAAGACAUCCCGGACCCUGCGGACCAAGAAGCUCUUCCGGGAAAUUUACCUCUUCCUCUUCAACGACCUGCUGGUGAUCUGCCGGCAGAUUCCGGGAGACAAGUACCAGGUUUUUGACUCCGCCCCGCGGGGCCUGCUGCGAGUGGAGGAGCUGGAGGACCAGGGCCAGACGCUGGCCAAUGUCUUCAUCCUGCGGCUGCUGGAGAAUGCGGAUGACCGGGAGGCCACCUACAUGCUGAAGGCGUCCUCUCAGAGCGAGAUGAAGCGUUGGAUGACCUCGCUGGCCCCCAACCGAAGAACCAAGUUUGUUUCCUUCACGUCCCGGCUGCUGGACUGCCCCCAGGUCCAAUGUGUGCACCCGUACAUGGCCCAGCAGCCGGACGAGCUGACACUGGAUCUGGCCGACAUCCUGAACAUCCUGGACAAGACAGAGGAUGGGUGGAUCUUUGGCGAGCGUCUGCAUGACCAGGAGAGAGGCUGGUUCCCCAGCAGCAUGACUGAGGAGAUCUUGAAUCCGAAGAUUCGGUCCCAGAACCUCAAGGAGUGUUUCCGUGUCCACAAGAUGGAUGACCCUCAGCGCAGCCAGAAUAAGGACCGCAGGAAGCUGGGCAGCCGAAAUCGGCAGUGACCCCUGACCCCGGCCUGGCCAAGGGAUGUGGGUGGGCAGGAGCAGGUCGUGGCGGGCAGCCCCCAGCGGACAGCAGAGGGGCUCAGCGGGAAGGGCGGACGCUGCCGCAGGCAGCAGGGUGUGACCCGGGGUGCCUUGGCAGGAGUCGCCCCCACCCCUCACCCCUGCUACGUGGUUAGUGCUCAUGUGUCUUGGCCCCUUGCUCACAAACUGCAGAAAAGGGGCCCACGUCUCUCCUCUGCUGCAUUUGUAAACGAAAAAGUGUAUUUUAAACAGUGUUACACCACCUCUUCUUCUUGUCUCUUGGGAGGGGCAGACAGAGGAUGGGCAUGCUCCAGGGCCCUUCCCAGGCACUGAGAGGCCCCAGACCCAGGGUGUCCCUGGCCAAGGGCAGGUGCAAAGGUGACGACGUUAUGACCCCUGCACGUGUCCUCUCCCCUGGAAGCUGUUAGAAUCGGCCAGGUGCACAGAUGGACCACCCUUGCCUGAUGAACUUGACGAGUGUCCUUUGGUCUCCGACUCAAAGGACUGAGAGCCCAACCGCCUCUGUCCACCUCCGCCCCAAGCCUCUGCCAGUCUCUGGCUGCACGGCCAGGCCUGCCUCACGGCCACCAGAGCUUGGCUCAGGGCCCACGCCGCCUUUGGCUCCCUGAUGGGCUGGAUGUAACUCGCAUCUUCUGGCCCCUUGCGGAGCCCUGGUGUUAUAAAGAAAUGGUCACUGCAUCCUGUAUGGGUUAUGGUUCCGAGAAAAGCAAAUGGCAUUUCUGGCUGCAUUAAAAGAAGCAUCAUGUAUAAA
Messenger RNA from Aethalodelphis obliquidens (Pacific white-sided dolphin), 4131 nucleotides. It is a transcript of the gene NGEF, whose product is annotated as neuronal guanine nucleotide exchange factor. NCBI's taxonomy places the organism in Eukaryota, Metazoa, Chordata, Mammalia, Artiodactyla, Delphinidae. The record is from RefSeq and is a predicted model, not a curated record. The coding region runs from base 1488 to 3335 and encodes 615 amino acids. The transcript has 13 exons. Gene Ontology annotation, biological process: activation of GTPase activity. Gene Ontology annotation, molecular function: protein binding; guanyl-nucleotide exchange factor activity.